Octopus sinensis (East Asian common octopus) is the source of this 418-nucleotide messenger RNA. RefSeq lists its product as uncharacterized. The record is from RefSeq and is a predicted model, not a curated record. The transcript is spliced from 5 exons. The annotation marks the transcript as partial. Lineage: Eukaryota; Metazoa; Mollusca; Cephalopoda; Octopoda; Octopodidae.
CCAACACUUGUUUCCAUCGCAUUAAUUGUAUGCAGCGAUUUAUGCAUUAUUAGGACGAAUAAUUUAUUAGAAGAAUCCGUGCAGUUCUGAAGAGUUGUGGGAGCUCAGCCGCAGAGAAUGGCAUCUCAGACCAUUGACGAUGGUAAAAAUCCUACGCCAAUAAGUUAUACUGUGAUCAUAGUCUUCGUGGUUUUAUUUCCACUUCUGUUCAUUCUUGGAUGUUUUCUGCCCUGGAUUAUAAUGAAAACUCGCAAAUAUAAAAGAGGGCCUAGCAUAAUAUUAGAGGAGGCUGAUUCCAGACCAGUAUCAAAUGAAGAGAAUGGUCAAUUACUCGACAGGAGUGAAUAUGUUCUGGUACCCUAUGAAGAGACUGGGGAAACACCAAAACUGAGUAUAUACAAUAUGAUGCAAAAUAAAG